Molecule: messenger RNA, 853 nt
Organism: Tupaia belangeri chinensis (Chinese tree shrew)
Lineage: Eukaryota; Metazoa; Chordata; Mammalia; Scandentia; Tupaiidae
Product: serum amyloid A-4 protein-like
Cellular component (GO): extracellular region
Source: RefSeq, a predicted model, not a curated record
CGUGGUCCCUCCGCUGGGCCACACGGCAGGCUGGGUAUAAAGAGCCGUCACCUGUCCUCUGCAGACACCGGCAGGUCAGCUCCACCAGAACCCAGCACCAUGAAGCUUCUCACAGGCCUGGUGUUCUGCUCCUUGAUCCUAGGAGUCAGCAGCUUUUUUUCAUUCAUUACUGAGGCCGCCCAAGGGUCUUGGGACAUGUGGACCUACUCCGACAUGCGAGAAGCCAACUACAUAAAUGCAGACAAAUACUUCCACGCUCGGCGGAACUUCGACGCUGCCCGAAGGGGCCCCGGGGGCGCCUGGGCGGCUGAGGUGCUCAGCGCGAUGAAGCUUUUCACGGCCAUUGUUUUCUGCUCCUUGGUGGUGGGAGUCAGCAGUGAAAGCUGGUAUUCGUUCUUCAAAGAGGCUGUCCAAGGGACUGGGGACUUGCUGAGAGCUUAUUGGGACAUGCAAUUCACCAGUAGCCGAAAUUCAAACCGAUAUUUCUAUGCUCGGGGAAACUAUGAAGCUGCGCAAAGGGGAACCGGGGGCAUCUGGGUUGCUAAAAUAAUCAGCAACUCCAAGAAGUAUUUUCAGAUGCUCUUACAUCAGUAUUACUACAAAAGCGGCAGCAAGGGAUUGGAGGACCUGAUGUCCAACCAGAGAGCUGAGGAAUGGGGCCGCAGUGGCAAAGACCCCAAUCACUUCAGACCUGACGACCUCCCUCAGAGAUACUGAGCUUUCUCUCUCUGUUCUCAGGCGACCUGGCCAUGAGCCACACACACCUCUCCCCCAUCACAGUGUCACCAAGCUUUGUGUCCCCAGGAACUGCAGGGCACCUGGAGGUACUCAAUAAAAGAUUUGCUAAACUGAG